This is a messenger RNA of Ogataea philodendri, 1935 nucleotides long. RefSeq lists its product as uncharacterized. Gene Ontology annotation, molecular function: heat shock protein binding; ATP binding; misfolded protein binding. Lineage: Eukaryota; Fungi; Ascomycota; Pichiomycetes; Pichiales; Pichiaceae. The transcript has a single exon. Bases 1 to 1935 code for a protein of 644 amino acids. The record is from RefSeq and is a predicted model, not a curated record. Gene Ontology annotation, biological process: protein refolding; vesicle-mediated transport; cellular response to unfolded protein. Gene Ontology annotation, cellular component: cytoplasm; nucleus; plasma membrane.
AUGUCUAAAGCAAUUGGAAUUGACUUAGGAACUACAUACUCCUGCGUGGCACACUUUGUCAACGACAGGGUCGAGAUCAUCGCCAAUGAUCAAGGUAACAGAACAACGCCAUCUUUUGUGGCAUUCACAGACACCGAACGGUUGAUCGGUGAUGCCGCAAAGAAUCAGGCGGCUAUGAACCCGGCUAAUACCGUGUUUGAUGCCAAGAGACUGAUUGGUAGAAAGAUGGAUGAUCCGGAAGUUCAGGGAGAUAUUAAGCAUUUCCCAUUCAAGGUUGUGGAAAAGGGCGGAAAGCCACACAUUCAAGUCGAGUUUAAGGGAGAGACCAAGGUGUUUACUCCGGAGGAGAUCUCGUCUAUGGUUUUGACCAAGAUGAGAGAGACUGCCGAGGCAUACAUGGGAACCAAGGUCACCGACGCGGUGAUCACUGUUCCUGCCUACUUUAACGACUCGCAAAGACAGGCCACCAAGGACGCUGGUUUGAUUGCCGGAAUGAACGUUCUGAGAAUCAUCAACGAACCAACUGCCGCUGCUAUUGCCUACGGUCUUGAUAAGAAGGAGCAAGGUAAAGGUGAGCAAAACAUUUUAAUUUUCGACCUUGGUGGUGGUACCUUUGAUGUUUCGUUGUUGUCCAUUGACGAAGGUAUCUUUGAGGUCAAGGCCACUGCAGGUGAUACCCACCUGGGUGGUGAGGACUUUGACCACAGACUGGUGAACCAUUUCGCUAACGAGUUCAAGAGAAAAUACAAGAAAGAUCUCACUGGAAACCAGAGAGCUUUGAGAAGAUUGAGAACCGCUUGUGAAAGAGCAAAGAGAACUCUUUCUUCGUCCGCCCAAACCUCUCUUGAGAUCGAUUCGUUGUAUGAAGGUAUUGACUUCUACACUUCCAUCACCAGAGCCAGAUUCGAGGAGCUUUGUCAGGACCUGUUCAGACAGACCCUGGACCCGGUUGAGAAGGUGAUGAGAGACGCCAAGCUUGACAAGUCCCAGGUUGCCGAGAUUGUGCUUGUUGGUGGUUCCACCAGAAUCCCAAAGGUGCAAAAAUUGGUGUCUGACUUCUUCAACGGUAAGGAGCCAAACAAGAGCAUUAACCCUGAUGAGGCUGUUGCCUACGGUGCUGCUGUUCAGGCCGCCAUCUUGACUGGUGACACCUCCUCCAAGACCCAGGACUUGCUGUUGUUGGACGUUGCUCCAUUGUCUCUUGGUAUUGAGACUGCCGGUGGUGUCAUGACCAAAUUGAUUCCAAGAAACACCACCAUUCCAACCAAAAAGUCCGAGACUUUCUCCACAUACUCCGACAACCAGCCUGGUGUUUUGAUCCAGGUUUACGAGGGUGAGAGAACCAAGACCAAGGACAACAACCUGCUAGGUAAGUUUGAGCUUUCUGGCAUUCCACCUGCUCCAAGAGGUGUUCCUCAGGUUGAGGUGACUUUUGACAUCGACGCCAACGGAAUUUUGAACGUUUCUGCUCUUGAAAAGGGUACUGGUAAGAGUCAAAAGAUCACCAUCACCAACGACAAGGGUAGACUGUCGAAGGAGGACAUCGAUAGAAUGGUUUCUGAGGCCGAGAAGUUCAAGGAAGAGGACGAAAAGGAGGCUGCCAGAAUUGCAGCCAAGAACGGACUGGAGUCGUACGCUUACUCCUUGAAGUCGACUGCCUCCGAGAAGCAAUUCGAAGAGAAAGUGGAUGCUUCCAAGAGAGAGACUUUGAACAAGGCUAUCGAGGAGACCAUCUCGUGGCUCGACAGCAACCAGUCUGCUGCUACUGACGAAUACGAAGACAAGCGGAAGGAGCUUGAACAGGUUGGUAACGACGUGUUGAAGGAUCUUUACGCAGCAGGCGGCGCCCCUGAAGGUGCUGCUCCAGGCGGAUUCCCAACAGGCGGAGCUCCAGGAGCAGAGCAACAGGGUCCAUCUGUCGAAGAGGUUGAUUAA